This is a messenger RNA of Carcharodon carcharias (great white shark), 6537 nucleotides long. RefSeq names its product protein-tyrosine sulfotransferase 2-like. The record is from RefSeq and is a predicted model, not a curated record. Lineage: Eukaryota; Metazoa; Chordata; Chondrichthyes; Lamniformes; Lamnidae. Gene Ontology annotation, biological process: peptidyl-tyrosine sulfation. Gene Ontology annotation, cellular component: Golgi apparatus. The coding region runs from base 390 to 1532 and encodes 380 amino acids. Gene Ontology annotation, molecular function: protein-tyrosine sulfotransferase activity. The transcript is spliced from 8 exons.
AGCCGCGGCCGGCUCGACCUGGGGAGGGGGGGGGGUGGCCGGCGCGAUGGCAGGAUAGUGGCUCGAGCGACUCCAUCAGUAACGGCAGCUGAAGGGCGAUCAGGCAGCCUCCGUCAACUCAAGAGCCACUAAAGACUAAAGACCACUAAACUGGUGAACGUCACAUGCUCAUACUUGAUGGCUACCCAGGUGUACAAUAAGUUCUUUGUGUCUCAUGUAUUUACAUGGAGAAGCGACAGUAAAAUGUCAAAAUGAUAUUUUUGCAACAAUCAAGAUGGAGUCAAUGUUGCAUCUAUAAGAGCUGUAAUGAAAACCUUAAUGAAAUGAGCAAAAGUGGACAUCGAAGCUGAAAAGCAGUACAUAUCUGUACAGAAGCUAAAUUACCCAAUAUGCGCAUCAGCAUGAGAAGAAUUGUUCUGCUUAUUUGCUGUGCCUUUGCUACAAUGAUGGUCUUUCACAUGGGCCAGCACAUGUGGGAAUGUCAGCAAAUACUGAAUCAGAAUGGGGGCUGGUUCCAUGGCAGACGAACGCACAGUAUGAUGAAACCAGAAAGGGAGGAAUUGGUCAUGUAUAACUCAAAAAACAUUGAAUACCGCUACAGUAAAAAUAUGCCUCUAAUCUUCAUAGGUGGAGUGCCCCGAAGUGGGACAACAUUAAUGCGGGCAAUGAUGGAUGCACAUCCAGAAAUCCGAUGUGGUGAAGAAACUCGGAUCAUUCCACGUGUGCUGGCCAUGCGUCAGGUGUGGUCUAAAUCAGAACGUGAAAAGAUGCGCUUAAAUGAGGCAGGAGUGACGGACCACGUCCUAGAUUCAGCAUUGCAAGCGUUUAUAUUAGAAGUAAUUGCAAAACAUGGUGAACCUGCAAAAUACUUGUGCAAUAAGGACCCUUUCACCUUAAAGUCUUUAAAUUAUCUGUCCAAACUGUUUUCACAGUCUAAAUUUAUUCUGAUGAUUCGAGAUGGCCGGGCAUCGGUGCAUUCAAUGAUUACAAGAAAAGUAACGAUUGCUGGAUUUGAUCUUAACAGCUAUAGAGAUUGUAUAAUCAAAUGGAACAAGGCUAUUGAAAUUAUGUAUGGACAGUGUGUGGAGGUAGGACCCUCCAGGUGCCUCUCCGUUUAUUAUGAGCAGCUGGUAUUGCACCCCAAAAAAACAAUGGAGAAAAUCAUGACAUUUCUUGGUAUUCCAUGGAAUGAUGCUGUUUUGCAUCAUGAAGAACUAAUAGGAAAAUCAGGAGGAGUCUCGCUUUCAAAAAUAGAGCGAUCCACUGACCAGGUUAUCAAGCCAGUUAAUCUUGAGGCUUUGGCCAAAUGGGUGGGACACAUUCCAAAUAGUGUGGUCGAGGAUAUGGCACGGAUAGCACCUAUGUUGGCAAAACUAGGAUAUGACCCCAAUGCAAAUCCGCCAAAUUAUGGAAAUCCUGAUGCACUAGUAAUUAAUAACACCAAAAGGGUCAUGCAAGGUGACUUUAAAACACCUGCCAAUUUGAAAGGACCUUCUCCGAUAAAGCUGAACAUUACGGCAACUGGAGUUUGAUAGUAAUAAAGCAGUGGAUGAUGACAGGGUGCCAGAUUGGCAGACAAAAUAGAAAAUGAAGAAAUGACUGAAAACUGGAAGCAACAAAACCUGAAAGAAUGUCACGUCCAUCUGGACUUUGGUGUUUUUGAUGGAGGGAGUGACCUGUGACAAUCUUUACUGAAUCUUGACUAUUUGUGAAGAAAGUUAACUUAAUGAUGCUUUCUUCUCCAAAGUUAACUUUGCUAAAUGUUUCAAAGAUGAAGUCAUUAGUUCAACGAUUAUCUGUGUGUGUUCAGAUUGUAAGUGAUGUUGCAUCACAGGUCUCCUGUGAUGAUUGCUUCUUUUUAUUUGGCCAUGUUCUCUCCAUCAUGCGUUUAUUGAAUAUUAUGACUUGAGCAGCAUUUUAAGCUGCUGUAUUAUUUCUUAUCACCACUAUGACAAUCAAGAAUGUGUAAUCUUUAAGGUUUUUUCCUACAUGCUAUUUCUAAUAAUGGAUACUGAGGAUUGUUAAUGAAUUAAUACUACUCAGUCACACAAUUAAAGCCAGCAACUUCCCCAGAGGAUUUCCAAUAUUUGUCAGUGAAAUAUUAAAGCAAAGAGUUCAGAUAAGUUUAUAUUUAACAGUCAAACCUGGAGUAUAGCAUAAUAAAUAAAAACAGAAAAUGCUGGAAACACUCAACAGGUCAGAUAGCAUCUGUGGAGAGAGUGUAGCAUAAAUCUUAAAUUCACACCAGUUUAAUUGUAUUAUAGUUUGAAAAUACUGAUUUUUUUUAAAGGGACUUCAAGGUAAGAUUUCCUUUUUGAUUUUUGACUGUUGCGUCUGGCUGUCCAGGACAAUUUUGCUUGGAAUAUCCAACUUGAUAAACCUCAGAGGGCAAUCUGAACUGAAUGGGAUUCAAAUCUGCAUCCAUGUAAACUCUGGUACUGGUAGCACACUCGAAGAAUGCAUUCACCUUGAAGUUUAAUAAAUAGCAUUGAAGGAGGCUGUUUAUGUUAAUGUUAUAAAUGCCAUCAUUGUAGUAGUGCCACAUGACAUAGGAUACUUCACAGUUUUGUGGUGUAUUCUGUAUAACGUGCAAGAUUGUAAUUCAUUAUCCUCAGUUGUAAAGUGCACAAAACUUCAGAUGUCUACUUAUUGUAACUUGUUUAUGUUACUAAAAGCAAAUUUGCUGAGGAUAAAAUAAGUCUUCAUUGGGAAAUUACAUUGGAUAUCUAGCGGUUCUGUUUCCUUGGUAGUGUUCCUUAUCAAGCCUUCACUAUCAAAGAAAUUAGCUGGUCACCUCUGCGAUCUUGCUGUGCAUAAACUGGCUAACUUUUGUUGUUUCUGAAAGAUAUGAUAAAAGUUUUAUGUAAAUUUAUCUUUCUGUUCUGACCAUACUUUGAGGAUAUUUGCAGAUCAAGAAAGUUUGGCUGAGAAUCACUGAUGAGUAAUUGUUUUUAACUGGAGAAAUUUCAUUUUUGAAAGCACCAGCUGCAUUAUAAUUUAAAUAGAAUAUAUAGCACAGAAAUAGGCCAUUCAGUCCAAUAGUCUGUGCGGUAUUUAUACUCUACAUGAGUAUCUUCCCAUUCUACCUCUCUUUCAUCCCUUCAGCACAUCACUCUUCAUUCAUAUAAUUUCCUUUUGAAAGCAUCUAAGCAUUGUGGUAGCAAGUUCUACAUUCUAACUACUUUGAAUAAAGAAACAUUUCUUUAUUUCCCUAGUUGACAUAUUAGUAACUAGCUUGAAUUUACAACCCUUAGAUUUGCAUUCUCAAAAGUUGAAACAUUUUCUGUAUCUACCCUGUCCAACCCAUUCAUAAUGUUAAAGACCUCUGUCAGACCACUUUUCUAAAGAAAAAGAUCCAGCAGUUCAAUCUUUCCCUUUAGUUGUAAUACCUCAGUUAUGGUAUCAUCCUUAAAACUUUUUUGCAUUUUCCCCAGUGCUUUUAUCCUUUUUAUAGUGUGGAGACCAGAACUGUGCACAGUGCUCUGGUUGCUUGAACAGGGCCCUCUACAAGUUUAACAUUACUUCACACCUUUUGAAUUCUAUACCAAUAGAAAUAAACCCCCAGUGCUUUGUUAGUAUUUUGAUUGCUUUGCUGACAUGCUUUGAUGCUUAAUGAAUUUGUUUCAUCUGUAUCCUUAAAUCCCAUUGCUCUUCUAUCAAAUUCAGUUUUCAUUCCAAGGUGCAGGUAAUAUUUCCAUUUUCCCUAUUAAAGUGUAUCACCUCACAUUUAUUUAUGUUAAAGUUCACUUGCCACUUACAAGCCCAAUCUGCAAGUUUUUGAAUGUUUUUCAUUGUGUUUCUUUCUUCCUCUGUGUUAACCAAACCCAAUUUGAUAUCAUUUUCAAACUUUGAUUAUUGAGUUACUUGUUCCUCCUAAGUCCAAACAUUAAUGUCAAUGAUGAAUAACAGUGGUCUUUGGGAAACAUUGCUAUCUACCUUCCUUCAAUCUGAAUAAGUACCUUUUAAUACUGCUCUUUCUUUUCUAUUUUGUUCUAGCCAACGCUGUCUAUCCAGUUAUUUCUCCUGACUCCACAUGCCACCAUUGGCAUGAGCAUGCUGUGUGGUACCUGAGAGAUACUUGUUUUAAGGGCUAUCUUAUCCUAAAAUACCAUCCUUAAAUGUAUGAUUUAAAUAUAUAAAUACAAGAUCAAAUCAAAAUAUGUAACUUCCUUUUUGCUCACCAUUUCAAAUCAAAUGGAGUAAAAAGCUUCCUCUUAGAGACUUGAAUUUUCUUAUCUUUUGUUUUUGAAUCACACCUCAUUUGCCAAAAGUUGUCUCUAUUGUUGACCAAAUUCCCAAAAUAUAUAAGGCUAUAUAUUUUUUCAUCUGCUGGAUUUCCUUAUCUGUUCUGCUUUUUAAAAAAAAAUGUCUUGGUAUUGCAGGCAGUUAGGCUCUAGCCUUUCACCCCUGGGAACUGAGUUUUAGUCCAACCAGACUGAUGGGAUAAAAGUCUCCUCUGUCUCUUUAGUUAGUAAGGAAAGAGUAAAUUUAUUUCAGCAAGUGGGCAUGAAGCCACGCAUAAAAUCGUUUUGAUUUGGCAUUAAAUUUCUAUUCUGCAGAGGACACAGGAUUGUUACUAUAGGAAGAUGAUGAUUUUAAUGCUGAACAAGUGCUUUUCUGAAGCUGCACUGUGACACAUUUCAGAGCAGAGUGGAAUAAAUUAUUUACUGCACUUAAUCCAUGUUGCACCUAGGGGUCUGGGAAUGUUUGGUGCUGACAUUGAUUAUAUGAAAGGCAAAGUUUUUUUGCUCCUUAGCAUUAACGUCCCUCAUCUGGAUUAGCACAAAAUUUGCAAAAAUAUUAUUUUAAAAAAUGAAAUAAUUGCUAGUUCUAGCCUUCAGACCUGCAUGGAUGUUUGCAUUUCUUUAUGAGGAUGUGGUCAAUAGGAAUAUCUUUUAGAGCUGGCAAUGAUGGCAGUGGUUGUUGUACCUUAUUUUCUGCAUUCCAGUGCUAACACUGAGUAAAGACAUACAAUGGUGAUGUGUGCUAUGGAAAGAUUUUACAGAACUGUUUCCCUAGCAGCUAAAUGGAGAUCAUUGAGAUAUUUUUACUUUUGCAUCAAGAGUGGAAUUUGUAUCAAAAGUUGGAAGUCCAGAGCAGAUCAGACAGCACUAAAAGAUAAAGAUAGAUUUCAUUUCAAUUUUCUUAAUUGAGAUCAGACUCUGCAUAAAAAUACAUGUUGGUAUGGGGAAUGCCAUUCCAGUGUGCCGCUACUCAAUAAUUCAAUAUCUGCCUUCAAGUCUGGCAACUCUAACUACACAAUUUCAGAAUCAGGUGCAAGGCGCUUAAAGUGCCAUCUACAGGAUCAGCAGGAGAUAUUUUUAGUUUGUUGAAUGCCCCCAUGUAUGUUCUGACUCUUUGGGACAAGUGAAAAGGAGAGAUGUGUUUUUGAGGGGGCAGCAUCUCCCUUCCCAGAAAUGUUUCCCUCCUACAACUGUUAAUUUCGAGAGCUGAAGCUCAUUUUCCUUCACCUCCUUUGAAGAUCAUUCAUUUCUCUUCCACUAAUUCUGAUGUUGGCUUUCACUCAUACCCCUGAGCAGUGACCCUGAACAGGAGUCACUGGUCAAAGCAAGUCAGACCUCACACUUGCGAGGACAGGCAUGAUGGGUGCUAUGCCAGCUGCUACUUUUCCUUUGGUGCCCUAGCUAUCUCAGAUCACUAACAAUCUAGUGGAACUAUCUGUUGCUUGGAAUAAAGCCAUACCAGGGUGGUCAUGGACUGUGAACACAGAUUUCUCCUAUAUAAGUAUAAUUGCUUGCUUGUAAUUUUUAAUGCUCUGUGAUGAUGCACAUUACUUUUAAGAUGGUGGUUGGAAAAAAAUGCAGUGUCUCGUGAUAGAGCAUAAUUACAUGUUCAUCUGCAUUCCUCUGAACAUCAAGAAGUCUUUUCAGUAUCACAGCCAGGUCUGAUCUUGUCCUCAUUAGAUGCCCAGUAAUGUACUUUUCAGCAAGGACCAAUAAGGAUUGUGAUCAAUGAAGGCACCCUUCUGCUGAUUUAUCCCCAGCCCCAACUGUUCCCUGGCUGACAUCAGCUAGCCCAGCAAACACCAGAGAUCAAACAUCAGACUUUCUGAAAUGUAUGAUACCCACGGAGCUAGCUUGUGAAUUGUUCUCAUUACUUACCAACAAUGUGCUACUUUGCACAUUGUGCCUUCCCCAUCUUUACUUGCCUUAAGGAAACUUCGGGUUUGUUAAUUCUUCACCCACUGGCUGUGAGUGAGAACAUUACAAAUUACAUGAUACUUCUGCACCUGUUGCAAAAAGAAUGUAAAAUUAGAUUUUUUUUGUUUUUCUCCGCGUAAAUCAGUUGAAAAUAUCGACCUAUUCCUUUUUAAAUGCACAUUGUCAGCGAUAAUUACAUUUUUUUUAAAAGAUUUUCAUUGCAAGAGUAGAAAUUCUUUCAUCCAAAGUGGAGGAGUUGAAAAGUGGGAAUAAUCUUGAUCAUGUGUAACAAAGGUGCAUUUUAGUAGUUUGAACUUUACAACUUUGUACUUUGACAACAAAAGUAAAACAGUAAAUAAAAAGCUUGAUUGCUGGA